Diorhabda sublineata is the source of this 910-nucleotide messenger RNA. Its product is annotated as adenylate kinase 9-like. The record is from RefSeq and is a predicted model, not a curated record. The coding region runs from base 400 to 714 and encodes 104 amino acids. The transcript has a single exon. Lineage: Eukaryota; Metazoa; Arthropoda; Insecta; Coleoptera; Chrysomelidae.
UGAAGUGAUUGAAUCACUUGGAACGAAUUGACGAAGACGAAUUCUCGAAACGAGUCCGUACGGAAGACACCAGAAGGCAAAAGGAGAAGAUUUAGACCAAAAAAACGUCGGAGACGAGAAAAAUCAAGAAAACAAAAAAAGCGGAUAGAAAUCACAUCCUUUGGAGCUAAUUUUUCCAAUUUCACACUAUUUUAUAUGUUUAUCCGUCUAAAUUUUAGACCUCUUCUGUUUUAAAAUAAGUUUUUUUUCACAAUUUUUCAUAUUUAGACGAAAAUUUAACGAUAACGAAUAUUUAGGAGCUACAUCUACUUCAUUGUCGGUAAAGCAAACGUAGAGAAAUUCAAAAAACACCCUCUCAAAUAUAUCGACGUGGAAAACAUCAAUUUCCCCCUAAUACCGAUGAGAAUAGCCGUAUCGGGUCCCCCCAAAUGCGGAAAAACUAUAUUGGCUAAAAGAAUUCAAAGAGAAUACGGCAUGAAAAUCGUAUCUAGAGGACAAGCGAUAAGAUUCGUUCUAACGAUUUUACCUUUAUCGAAUUUGGCUACCAAUUUGGAAACCAUAUUGAGAAGAGGCUGGGAACCCACAGAUGAAAUGGUGGUACGGUGCGUCGAAGCCGCCACAAUCGAUCCAUGGGGCGUUACUCAAGGUAAUUCAAACAUUUUCGGUUUUCAUUUACUCCAAAAAAAUAGUUGUUCGGUACCGAAUAAACGAUAAUUACGAAGCUACAUUCGUGGAUAUCCGGACUACUUCAUUUUUUUGUAAUAAACGCACGUUUUUAUCGAUUUUAUCGCGCAAUUUUUUGUCGAAACUGUUUAGAUUAUAAAAAAAAUCGAAAUCAAUCGAAAAAAAUAUUUUUUCGUCAAUUGCACGUUGAUCCAUUAUUUAUGAGACAACCCCCGUAUUUUGUUAC